Loa loa (African eye worm) is the source of this 955-nucleotide messenger RNA. RefSeq names its product CUB domain-containing protein. The record is from RefSeq and is a predicted model, not a curated record. The transcript is spliced from 5 exons. Lineage: Eukaryota; Metazoa; Nematoda; Chromadorea; Rhabditida; Onchocercidae. The annotation marks the transcript as partial.
AUGAGAGCUGAAAUUCUGAAAAUAGAUUCGUACCAAACUAUGCAAAUCAUACAAGUCUAUGGUAGCUGUCUCAUUCACUAUUUGGCCAAUAUUGGUCUUACAUGCAUUCUGUCAUCCAGUAGACUUGCGGUCUAUCGUAUUCCUUUCCUGAUAUGGCAUCUGUAUUUGUCAUUUUUGCCACGUCUAACAAACACCUCACUGGCUAGCUGUCGUUGUGUCCAGUUUAAUUCUACCGGUAUUUUCCAGUCACCAGACUUCCCAAAAGCUCCAUUAUCAUUAUCAUCAUCGGUAUUAUCUCCAUCAUCAGUGAUUCUGCAGCACCAAUUUUUAUGUUUACUGUACAAAUUUAUAGCUCCUGAUGGAUACAUUAUUGAAUUGACUUUUGAUUACUUUCACCUUUCACCACGAACCGACCGAUGUAAUGAUUAUUUAAGGUUAUUUGAUGGUACACCCGAUGGACUGAUCGAUGAAAGGACCGCUUAUAACGGUGAAUUCUGUGCCAGAGAGAUCGAAGUUGGGCAAACAUUCUAUUCUCACACGAGGUAUCUUAUAUUCCACGUGCAAUUAUCUGGUACUUCCAAAGGUUUUCAUGGUACUUAUAGUCUUAUUCCCAAAGGACGAUUCCUUUCGAAUGCCAUUGAAAUACAUCCAUGUAAUUUCCAUGUUGAUGCUUUGGUUGGUAAUAUAUUCUCGCCUAACUAUCCAUAUUUUUAUCCAACCAACACCAAUUGUACAUACUAUUUGGCGCCUCGUCAAGGGUUUAGCUUGAUGAUUUCCUUGGAAUAUGUUAAUUUGAGACGUUAUGCUUGCCAUGAAGACUUUAUUGACAUCUACCAGAUGCAUCCAAAAGUCCAUCUCGAAAAACUCUGUUACGAUUCGGUGCCACCAUACCAAAUUCGCACAAAGCGUGGAUAUAUCAUUGAAUUUUACAGUGGUAACAACGACAUAGUACGAG